GGUCACAAGAUCUACUAAUUGACUCCUCUGUGGCUAAGCACAGGCAGAGCCAUCUAUGUACAGAAACAUUAGACAAAACAAUGCUAAAGUGAAUGCAACAUUUUCCCGUCGGCAUCGGGUUAAAGUUUGUUACAAAAAUGAAGUUUAGUAAAUAACCUAAAGAGAUAGGUCAGGGUGGUGGGAUUAUGGGAAAUGUUUGUUAUUCCUUAUAAAUGAAGAUAUUAACAUUGCAGUCAUGAUGGAAUUUACGUUUUCAUUGGAUAUGCAUCUAGUUUUAUAUAAAUGAAUAUAUAUAUGUGUAUAUGUAAUACUUUUACCUUCAUAGCUUUUCUUAAGUAUGAUUUGUAUUUAUGGUUAAUAGACUUAUGAUCCACACAGCUCUUUCAUAAAUAGUUGACACUAUUCAGACUUCUAUUUGUACUUUUAAAUAGAUGAGCAAUUACUUAGAAAGAUAUCUUUAUUGUCCAUUUGAAAAUUCUCUUCAUUUAUAGUGAAAUAGAAGUUCAAUACAAAUUAAUUUCUUACAUAUUGCCAUAAAUGAGUAUCAGAUUGUAUUAUGAGCUUUAAGGAAUUAGGGAAACAAAUUGACUUAUCCUAUAUUUUUGCUUUGUAUGGUUCCAUGAAUUUCAUGCCAUCUUCCCCCAGUUCUGUGAGAAAACACAUCCCGAAGGUCAUGUAUCUUGAUGGCCGGGAGCUCCCAAAAGCUAUAGGAUUUGAGGUGGAAGAAGAAGUCAGCAAGUUGCCGCAGGCUCAUCCUUCAUUCUUUGUGAUUGAUGGAGUAAAGGACAUUGUGCUGAAAUUCAUUCAGCAGUACUAUGAAAUAUAUGACACUGAUAACAGGAGACCCCUUGAGGCUGCAUACACAGAAAAUGCUUCAUUCUCUUUGACCUGUGUUUCCUUUCCUUUUGCUUUUUCAAGGUACUCGGGUGCUUAUGUAGCAGAGAACCGCAACUUAAAGAAGGUUCAGGCUUCAGACAAAAGACAGAAACUACUGAUUCAAGGGAGGUCCAGCAUCAUAAAUACAAUUUCCAACUUUCCCAUGACAAUGCAUGAUCCAGGUUCUUUCACUGUGGAUGUACCUGUGGCUGAUCCAAAGUUGAUGAACGUAACUCUGAGUGGUGUAUUCAAACAAGUUGUAGACAGAGCCCCUCCAGUGCGCUUUUUCACCCGCUCUUUUACCAUAGUCCCAGAGGGCUCAGGAUACUGCAUCUGCAAUGAACAGCUAUACCUUACUUUUGCAACAUCAGAGCAGAUCAAGAGAUCUUUCAAAAGUAGUACACCAACAAUGCAAGUACAACAACCAGUUGGAGUUGAGGCAAGCAUAGUUUCUGCUGAAGCAAACCUUCCCAUGCAAGGUGAAACGCUGCAGCCGGUGCAGCAAGUCAUGAUAGCAAAAUUCUCAGAAAUAUCUGGGAUGCUUCCUCAAUAUUCUCAACUAUGUCUGGAACAGAAUGGAUGGGACUUUGACAAAGCUGGUAAAAGGUUCUUGCAACUAAAGAAUGGCAAUCAAAUCCCUCCGGAGUACUUUCCCCAAAGCAGUUGAAGAUGGAAAAAAAGUCAGUAAUUAAGGAAACUGUGAUAAGAGUCAUUGGUAAAAAUGUUGAUGGUUGUAAAAUAAGUAGUAAAGCAUUUUCUUUUCUUGGUUUGUCAUGUGUAAAUACAUUUUUGUAAAAUGUAUGAAGUCAACACAUUUUAUUUAGUGUAAUAUUGUAAUGUCAUUUCACAACUGCUGGAAAAUGUUGCAUUAAUCAUUCUUUGUAUGAAAAGUUAAAAGCAGUAGUUACUUGAUGCCCUUCAUGCUAUGCUUUGAUAGGAUGAUAGCAGCUGUUGGUUAUGAUGAAAGUUCUUUUUUAUGUUUAUGUGCACCAUUUCUGUAGCUUUUAGUGUUGGAGUGAUAAAUGGAGUGAAUUUCCUUGGUCUUUCGUUCUUGAAUUGGUUGGUUUCUUAAGUUGUAUUAUAUCCUAUUAUUUUGGAUGGAUCUCUAUUUGGAAGGUGUUGAUUAAGUUGCAAUAUAAUGCAUCAUUAUUUUAUGAUUACUCACUCUUUUUUCUCUUUUCAAAAAAAAAGCAAUAGCACAAGAUUUGGUAGCUCAUAGUAAAUUCCUAGAUGACUGAAGACUAACACGAGUGUUGUCAUACUUAUUAUUAUUGUCUGUGUAAUGAUUGUUAAUAUUAAGUCAUUAUUAGGAUUUAAAAUAGUGUUACUGUGCUCUCUCUCUCUCUCUCUCACAUUGAUCAUUUAUAACUGAUUAUAUAUGUAUAUACUUUUGAGUUAUUGACUUUAUUUCCUCAUAGUAAUACGGUUAGCCUGUAAGUGUGAAAAGUGAGGACGUAUGUUUCAUUAACAUUUGUAGUGCUGUGUAGAACAUUUAGUUUGGUCUGAUUCCUGUAAGAAUAUUUCAUUUGUAAUGUAAGAAUAAAAAAGAAAUGUAUUUUUAUAUAUAAAUUGUACAGGAUCUCAUGUAAUGACUUUUUUCAUGAUGGAAGAUGUCAUUGGCUGAAUAAAGGAGAAAUGAUUGUACUAAA
Molecule: messenger RNA, 2525 nt
Organism: Penaeus vannamei (Pacific white shrimp)
Lineage: Eukaryota; Metazoa; Arthropoda; Malacostraca; Decapoda; Penaeidae
Source: RefSeq, a predicted model, not a curated record